Molecule: messenger RNA, 2063 nt
Organism: Humulus lupulus (European hop)
Lineage: Eukaryota; Viridiplantae; Streptophyta; Magnoliopsida; Rosales; Cannabaceae
Product: probable protein phosphatase 2C 22
Exons: 5
Coding region: 369-1508 (379 amino acids)
Biological process (GO): protein dephosphorylation
Molecular function (GO): protein serine/threonine phosphatase activity; cation binding
Source: RefSeq, a predicted model, not a curated record
CCGACUUCUUUAUAUUUAUAGUAGUGGAAGAAAUCGAGUAACCGACUACUUAGAACUAGCAUUCACAAAGAAUCAAAUUACCUUCGUGAUCGUUUAGAUUGGCCAAAACCAAUUUGUCUCUCACACGGUCUGAGCAGUGUCAAGAUCAUGUGCAGCGCCGACUCAUUUGUUUUUCACGCUCUGAAGUGUUAGAUUUAGCGCUCUGUCCGGCCGAAGCCGUUGGAAUAUUUCCUAACGACCCUUUUAAAUAUAUAUAUAUAUAUAUUUAUGUUUCUCUUGAGUUUCUUUUCAGCACUUCGAACGACACUGACUCACCAGUGAGUCAAACCUGAAAAGGACCUUUCUCGAAGAUGUGAUGGUUGAAAACAAUGGAGGAAACUAAAGCGAGUAGUACUGUGGAAAAUGGGAGCUCGAGCGAUGGUCGGCCUCCGAACCCUCUCGCUGGGGCGUUCAGGGAAUGCAUCAGUUCCCCAAACGCGGCCGUGGGUUACAAGAAAUCGCUCGUUCGCCACCCAUCUCUUCAGAUGAAGACAAAAACGACGGAUUUUUCUGCUGAACCAGGACUUGAUGUGGAGGAUUGCCAGUCUCAUUUCUCUCCUAUUAUCCGAUCUGGAGCAUGGACUGAUAUUGGGUUUCGUGCAAGCAUGGAAGAUGCUUAUGUUUGUGUUGAUAAUUUCAUGCAAAAUUAUGGGCUUAAGAACUUGCCUGAUGGACCAAGCGCCUUUUAUGGGGUUUUUGAUGGACAUGGAGGAAAGCAUGCUGCCGACUUUGCUUGCUAUCAUUUACCUAAGUUUAUAGUUGAGGAUGAUGGAUUCCCUGGGGAUGUUGAGAAAGUUCUUGCUUCAGCAUUUCUCCAAACUGAUGUUUCUUUUGCAGAAGCUUGCUCCUUGGAUGCUGCCCUUGCUUCUGGUACCACUGCCUUGGCAGCUCUUGUGAUUGGAAGACUGUUGGUGGUAGCAAAUGCUGGAGAUUGUCGAGCAGUGCUUUGUCGCCGUGGUAAAGCAAUUGAAAUGUCAAGGGAUCACAAACCCAGCUGCGGCAAAGAGAAGAGGCGCAUUGAGGCAUCUGGUGGAUUCGUAUAUGAUGGUUAUCUUAACGGACAGCUUAAUGUUGCUCGCGCUUUAGGAGACUGGCAUAUGGAAGGAAUGAAGGACAGCAAAGGUGGACCACUAAGCGCUGAGCCAGAGCUUAUGACUGCAAACCUGACAGAGGAAGAUGAAUUUCUGAUCAUUGGCUGUGAUGGAAUCUGGGAUGUGUUUAGAAGCCAGAAUGCCAUUGAUUUUGCUCGGCGCAGGCUUCAGGAUCACAAUGACCCAGCUAUGUGUUGUAAGGAUUUGGUUGACGAGGCUUUGAAGAGGAAGAGUGGUGAUAACUUAGCUGUUGUUGUUGUCUGCUUCCAAACGCAGCCUCCACCAAAUUUGGUUGCCCCUCGCUCAAGAGUUCACAGGAGCUUUUCUGCUGAAGGCUUGAGGGAGCUGCAAAGCUUUUUAGAUAGCUUGGCAGAUUAAGAUGGCGACGACUUUUUCCCCUUAAAUUAUGUUUUUAUUUUGAGUAAUCAUAUAUGCACACAAAUUAUUCAAUAAAUCUUUAUACAAAACGGUAUGACAUUUUUUCGACCAGUCAUUUCCUUAAGGUAAGAUUAAGACAGCAUGUCAUAUCAUUAUGUGUAAAUAUUUGGUGUACAAUUUGUGUGCACAUAUCAUUACUUAUAUUUUAUUUUUCAUAAUUCAAAUUAUGUUUAGUUUAACAAGUUGAGAGAGAAUCAUAGAGUUCCAACUGUAUGCGGCAGCAAUGUUGGGGAGACGUUAUCAAUCGUUUCAUCGGGAGUUUAUUAGUAUUUAAUUGACAUUUGAUUAGGCAGUUGCUCCUUUAAAAUUUAUUUAUUCAGUGAUUUUUUUGUAAAAGAUACCCUGGUUUUGCUUGUGCACAUCUUAAAAAACUUGAAGGCCAGUUUUGGACCGAAAUUCUAAUUAUUUAUUGCUGAAACUGGCCAAUCGAUGUACCAUCAAGGAGAUUUUGGCAUCGAUACAUAGCUGUAAAUAAUGUGUUUUUCUUAUAGUUCA